AUGAUCGAUCAGCUACGAAAUCUGAGUGAGGACGAGGUGGUGGUGCCACGCGAGCUGGCUCGUCCGGCCGUCACUCUGCUGGAUGAACUUGGUAAAGGAGCUUUCGGCGUCGUCUACAAGGGUCUCAUGCGGGAGGGUGGAGGCAUUCCGGACUACCUGGUGGCAGUCAAGUCGCUGCAUGCCACCAGUUCGGCAUCAGACCGAUCUGAGCUCUUGGAAGAAGCUGCUGUGAUGGCCCAAUUUCGGCAUGAGAACGUGGUGCAACUGGUGGGGGUGGUGACUGUGGGCAAGCCGGUCCUGGUGGUGCUGGAGUUUUUAGAGUACGGCGCGCUCAAGUCGUACGUGGAGAAGAACGAUCUGCCCGAGGUCACCAAGGUCCUGUUUGCGGGCGACAUAGCCGCGGGCCUGCGCCACGUGAUCAGCAAGGGGUUUGUUCAUCGCGACGUGGCGGCACGCAACGUUCUGGUGUCCUCGACGAAGCGCUGCAAAAUUGCUGAUUUUGGCAUGGCACGCGAGAGUGAGUGCGAAGAUGAAGGCGGGGCUGCGUAUUACCGUUCGCGGGGCGGUCAACUGCCCGUGCGCUGGUCAUCUCCUGAAGCGUUGGACGAGCGCAAAUUUACAGAGAAGUCCGACGUGUGGAGCUUUGGCGUCACGCUGCACGAACUGUGGAACCGAGCACAGAUUCCCUACGGCGAUUGGCACAACCAGAGAGUCUGGGUGGAGAUUAGCGCUGGACAUCGGCUGGCUCAGCCGCUUGACUGCGACGAUGAAACCUACGCAAUGAUGCUGCGGUGUUGGCUCGUCGACCCUAGCGCGCGCCCCACGUUUGAGGAACUG
Molecule: messenger RNA, 837 nt
Organism: Monosiga brevicollis MX1
Lineage: Eukaryota; Choanoflagellata; Craspedida; Salpingoecidae
Exons: 1
Biological process (GO): protein phosphorylation; positive regulation of kinase activity; cell surface receptor protein tyrosine kinase signaling pathway
Cellular component (GO): signaling receptor complex
Molecular function (GO): ATP binding; transmembrane receptor protein tyrosine kinase activity
Source: RefSeq, a predicted model, not a curated record